This is a messenger RNA of Colossoma macropomum (tambaqui), 1872 nucleotides long. RefSeq names its product tRNA phosphotransferase 1 (gene trpt1). The record is from RefSeq and is a predicted model, not a curated record. Lineage: Eukaryota; Metazoa; Chordata; Actinopteri; Characiformes; Serrasalmidae. Bases 140 to 823 code for a protein of 227 amino acids. Gene Ontology annotation, molecular function: tRNA 2'-phosphotransferase activity. Gene Ontology annotation, biological process: tRNA splicing, via endonucleolytic cleavage and ligation. The transcript has 7 exons.
CUCGAACUACACCUGUGCGUCCAUGUUUAUAUUCCGUGUAGCAACGCGCUAAAGUUGGUCACGUCUCUGGUGAGCAAUUUCACGACCUAGUUGAAUGAAUGUGCCCCGUUUCAUUUCCUUGGCAGUAAGUGACGCUUAAAUGGACGGUCAACAUAGAGGCAGGGGAAAAAGAGGAAGAGGAGGUCGAGGAAACCGAGGCGAGAGCAGAGAUGUGCGCCUGUCAAAGUCACUGUCUUAUGCUCUGAGACAUGGCGCCUCUAAAAUGGGGCUUCACAUGAGUUCAGAUGGCUUUAUAUUUGUGGAUGAACUUCUCGCUCAUCAGCAGUUCAGCUCGUUUUCACUGGAGGAUUUAGAGAGAGUGGUGGCCACGAAUGACAAGCAGCGCUUCAAACUGCAGAACCACCCAGAGAACGGACGCCUGCAGAUCCGGGCCAAUCAGGGACAUUCUGUACAGGUUGAAGAUCUGGAGUUGAGAGCAGUAGAGCUGGAAGCUUCAGACUGUCCUCAGGAGGCAGUUCAUGGCUCCUACAUGAGGCACUGGGCCUCUAUACGCAACAAGGGUCUGAGCAGAAUGAACAGAACACACAUACACUUGGCACCUGGGCUUCCUGGAGAGAGUCAAGUUAUCAGUGGUAUGCGUCAGAAUUGUGAUCUAGCUGUGUACAUUGAUGUCCCAAAAGCCCUCUCAGAUGGAAUUAAAUUCUACUGGUCAGAAAACGGAGUGUUAUUAACGGCAGGUGAUGCAGAUGGUCUGUUGGCUCCUCAAUAUUUCUCUCGUGCACAGAGACUGAAACCAUCACCAUGUGAACUUGAACUGCAGUAGUCGAUAGAAAAGAUUUCUUGAAGGCUGAAUCAAGACGGGACAACAAAACCAUAAACUUUCUCAAUAGGUGCCUUUCAGCAGUCAAUGAAGUGGGAAGCCUGUGUAUCUUUAAAGAGUUAAAAAGCAUACUGUACUUAAUGUCAUGGCAACAUGUUCACACCCAGUUACACAAAAGAUAUCAGAAAGGAGGCAGGCGCUGGCUGUGGUUUGGGCAACGGAAACCUGGAUGAUGUUGGACUGAGAUAAGGAAAUUUUCUGUGAUAACGGAAGACACUACUGGUCAGUGUAACUCUUGCUGUGCAGGAAGUGAUAGCCAGUGGUUUCCUUAACUGUCACUUGAAUAAAAUACAGCAACAAAGACUACUUCACUAAGGAAAGUGGUAGGAAUUAUAAAAGCAGUGUUCAUGUCAGUUUUCAUUAUUUAUUUGGAAUUGCUCACAUAUUUUAUUUUGAUUUUAAAAAUGGACAAGGGCUUCUAGAACAAGGAGUUUGCCUGGACUAUGGCGUCGUAUUCAGGUUUACAUUAAAGGGAAUUCUAUCAGUUUUUCCAGAAGUUCUGUAUCUAUGUGAAUUACUCGAUUGUAGAGAAACUUAUCGAGGCAGAAUUGUUCACAGUGGUGGUGACAGGAACCAGACGACUGAAGAGUUUAAUGCUUCUAAAAGCUAUAUCACAGAAAAGUAUUACAUGAAAUAGUUAUGAGUAUGUUGUGUGAUGCCUGAGACAUUGUGUUACGAUUGUUUUGGGAAAAUGGCCUAAAACAUAUUUGGUAAAUCAAUUUGUGGUGGUAUAGAUGGUGGUAUUGAUGUAAAUCAAAAUAUUGUCCAAAAUAAAACCUAUCUUUACAGAUUUACCACCAUUUUACCAUUAUCAGCAUUACAUGUAAACUUGUAGGUUCACUGGUCACUUUGGAUAGUGAAUAAAGUGCCUAUAUUUGCUUUGUUGACAUUUUCGGUAAGUUUAUUGGUAAGUUUCUCUAGAACUGAGCCUUUCUCAUCAAACCACUCUGAAUGACUUUGCAUCUCAACCACUGAAUUAUGCAAAAUGUUAA